AAUGGAAUAUUGUCCAUUUCGCAAAACCACGAGGUUGACUGCAUGGACUCUGGCAUGUCUGGGGCUCUGCCAAGUUAAAAUCAAUCAUGGGCCUGAUUGAAGAUUGAACUGCUCAAGUUAUUCCAGCAUGGUCUGUCUGGGGUCCAGUGGGAACUGAAGUACCAUCGCAUACACGAAGCAUAGAUAAUAUAAUAAAUUGGACCACACACGGAGGGCGAGGAUUGCCUGUCUUCAAGAGCCCAGUGGGAUAGAAGCUCUACCAAGGACAGUCUGUAUGCACCACUUGGAUGCUGGGCUCAUCUAAAGAUGCAGUGAUGUCGGUUGCCAAGCAAUUCCUCAACUUCAUCAACAAGUCUCCAUCUCCAUUCCAUGCUGUUGAAGAGUGCAAGAAGAGGUUGGUUGCUGCAGGAUUUACAGAGCUCCGUGAGGCUGACCCAUGGAACAUCAAGCCGCUAGACAAGUGCUUUGUGACGAGAAACAAAUCAACGAUCAUUGCGUUCGCUGUUGGUGGACAGUUCAAACCCGGCAAUGGCUUCAGCAUCAUUGGGGCCCACACGGACAGUCCUUGUUUUAAGGUGAAGCCAGUGUCCAAGAAGACGAGACAUGGUUACCUCCAAGUUGGUGUGCAGUGUUACGGAGGUGGUAUCUGGCAUACCUGGCUGGACCGAGAUCUCACAGUAGCCGGGAGAGUCAUUGUCAAGAAUGGAGGCAAGCUUGACCAUCACCUUGUCCACAUAGAGCGUCCCAUCCUGAGAAUACCAAACAUAUGUAUUCAUCUCCAGCGUGAUAUGAAUGAAAGCUUUGGCCCAAACAAGGAAACACAUUUGCAGCCUGUCAUAGCGACAGCCCUCAGUGAAGAGCUCAACACGGGUGCAAAACCAUCCAAUGAUGACGCGCCGAGCAGUGAAAAAACUCAGAGUCAGAAACACCACGUAGCCUUGGUGAAUCUAUUGUGCACGGAGCUUGGAGUAAAACCUGAACAACUGAUGGACUUUGAGCUGUGUUUGUCAGACACUCAGCCCGCGGCAAUAGGGGGCGUAUAUGAGGAGUUUAUAUUUGCGCCGAGGUUGGAUAAUCUCUUCAACGCUUAUGGUGCAAUGGAGGGUUUGAUCCUCUCCUGUCAGAAUGAAUCCCUCCAGCAGGAUACUAAUGUCCGCAUGAUCAGCCUGUUUGACAAUGAGGAGGUCGGCUCCCAGAGUGCCCAGGGGGCAGAGUCCAUGCUGCAGGAGCAUGUCCUGAGGAGGCUGAGUGCAGGAGGCUCACAGACGGCGUUUGAGGAAGCCAUCCCCAAGUCACUCAUGGUCAGUGCUGACCAGGCUCACGCUGUCCAUCCUAAUUAUGGUGAGAAGCAUGAAGAAAAUCACCGUCCAUUCCUCCACAAGGGCAUCGUUGUCAAGAUGAAUGCCAACCAACGUUACGCGACGACUGCCAUCACGACCAGUAUUCUGCGUGAGGUGGCCAGGUUGGCCAGUGUACCACUACAGGAUUUCGUCGUAAAGAAUGACUCACCAUGUGGUAGUACGAUUGGGCCGAUCAUGUCCUCACGUCUUGGUAUGCCCACCAUCGAUAUCGGCGGCCCACAGCUAGCCAUGCAUUCCAUCCGCGAGAUGUGUUGUACGACCAGCGUGAAGCAAACUGUUGACCUCUCAAAGGGUUUCUUCGAGCAUUAUCCUCAGGUGUACGCCUCGAUGACCUUCUAAACGCCUCCAUGACCUUCUAAAUGCCUCAAUGACCUUCUAACUGUCUCAAUGACCUUCUAAACGCCUCGAUGACCUUCUAAACGAUGAGAAUGACCUUCUAAACGCCUCGAUGACCUUCUAAACGAUGAGAAUGACCUUCUAAACGCCUCGAUGACCUUCUAAAUGCCUCCAUGACCUUCUAAACGAUGAGAAUGAAACAACGGAAAGGAUGUCUCAGGAUUGCAUGGGAUUAAGUUUCUUGUUUCCUGAGCUCGUAAUACUCGUACAGGGCUGCCAAGCCAUCAGGAUAUUGAGUUUUUCUUCGUAAAAUCUGGCAAAAUUGUUAAAAAUUUUGAAAGUGACCAGAAUUUUUCCUUCAAUUAUCCUUUAAAAAUAGUGGAGAUAACUUGCAAAACCCCUGAAAAGGAGUAUUUGUUCCUAAAAUCUGGCGAAAUUGGUAUCAAAAAUGUCUGAAAGGAACUAAUUUCCUUCAAGUAUCCUUUAGAAAUGGUUGAAAUCACUCGUAAAAAUACUGAAAGGACAAGUGACUUGGUCAACCAAACCUGGGAUGCUGUUCUCUGUUGGUCAACCAAACCUGGGAGGCUGUUCUCUGUUGGUCAACCAAACCUGGGAGUCUGUUCUCUGUUGGUCAACCAAACCUGGGAGGCUGUUCUCUGUUGGUCAACCAAACCUGGGAGUCUGUUCUCUGUUGGUCAACCAAACCUGGGAGUCUGUUCUCUGUUGGUCAACCAAACCUGGGAGUCUGUUCUCUGUUGGUCAACCAAACCUGGGAUGCUGUUCUCUGUUGGUCAACCAAACCUGGGAGGCUGUUCUCUGUUGGUCAACCAAACCUGGGAGGCUGUUCUCUGUUGGUCAACCAAACCUGGGAGGCUGUUCUCUGUUGGUCAACCACACCUGGGAGUCUGUUCUCUGUUGGUCAACCAAACCUGGGAGUCUGUUCUCUGUUGGUCAACCAAACCUGGGAGGCUGUUCUCUGUUGGUCAACCAAACCUGGGAUGCUGUUCUCUGUUGGUCAACCAAACCUGGGAGGCUGUUCUCUGUUGGUCAACCAAACCUGGGAGGCUGUUCUCUGUUGGUCAACCAAACCUGGGAGGCUGUUCUCUGUUGGUCAACCAAACCUGGGAGGCUGUUCUCUUUUGGUCAACCAAACCUGGGAGGCUGUUCUCUGUUGGUCAACCAAACCUGGGAGGCUGUUCUCUGUUGGUCAACCAAACCUGGGAGGCUGUUCUCUGUUGGUCAACCAAACCUGGGAUGCAGUUCUCUGGAAAACAAAGAACUGACUCCCACAUUGAAAUUGGCAUUCACUCAUUUUGAAAAAGUUGUAAAUGUUUAUUAACCAGGGAGAAGCGCAUAAUAUUGGUUAAGGGUUGUAAUGACAGGUGGCAGCACAAGUAGUGUAAUAAUAUAUUCCCACCAUAAAUUUGGGCUGAAUUCAUGAAAGCUCUGAUAGUGACUUUAAUGAAAGUGUCUUGAAUUCAGGCUGCUAUAUACUGUGUCAGCAUGUUCAAGCUGGCUCCGGAGUGCCUGUUCAAAGGUGUAUUUUACCUGUAAUAGGCCUCGUGUAACGGCUUAAUGACGUCACCACAGCAUUAGCGGUACCUCAAGGAUUUCACUAUGGGGUUCCACAAAGUUUAGUAGUGGUCACUUAACCUAAGGGGUAGCUAAACUAACCAGGCUUUGAACAACCGGGCCCAGGACAUUUUGAUAUCGUUGCUGCUGUCACACCUCAUGACCUUUUGUGACCAAUAUGUGCCAUGAAUCACCUUUUCUAUAUCCUUGAAUCCAAUGUCUUGGGAGCUUUAGGGGAAACAAAGCUUUGUCACUUCUGUAGCGUAGAUAGAUUUGAUAACUUAUUUAGAAUGUGAUCUUAAUAAAAUGUGCUAGGAAUCA
This is a messenger RNA of Lineus longissimus, 3590 nucleotides long. Its product is annotated as aspartyl aminopeptidase-like. The record is from RefSeq and is a predicted model, not a curated record. The transcript has 14 exons. Gene Ontology annotation, biological process: proteolysis. Gene Ontology annotation, molecular function: aminopeptidase activity; zinc ion binding. NCBI's taxonomy places the organism in Eukaryota, Metazoa, Nemertea, Pilidiophora, Heteronemertea, Lineidae. The coding region runs from base 288 to 1700 and encodes 470 amino acids.